Pimephales promelas (fathead minnow) is the source of this 2389-nucleotide messenger RNA. The record is from RefSeq and is a predicted model, not a curated record. Lineage: Eukaryota; Metazoa; Chordata; Actinopteri; Cypriniformes; Leuciscidae.
UGUCGCUUUUUUUUUAGUCCUCCAUCAGACAAGUUUAUCCACAGCAGUUUAAAGACAUGGACGCUUCUGCUCAGUUUCUACAUGAUUCGAGGUCUCUGAUGCAGGGGGAGGCCACCCAGAAAAAAACAAAAAAAUUGUCUUGGCUGUCAUGAAUUCAAGGUGGAUAGCCAUUUACCCCAGAGAGAAGAGUUAAUUCACAAAUCCGUUGUCCUUUAUGCACACAAGGCUCUAUCAGCCUGUCUACUCUUUAACACAGUUGCAUCAUCACAUUCACCACCCAGUUGUAGGCGACUUGAUUGAUAUUUUAUGGAGGCAGGAUGUCGAUUUGGGGGUGGAACGAGAGAUCUUUGAUGGAUGCCUUCGGCAGAAGGAGGAGACCAUGAGAGCAAGAGACAGAGAGUUGAAAAGAGAGAGAGAGCUUGAAAGGAUAAUGCAAAGGUUACAGAAACUUGACAAAGAGACUGGAGAGUUUUUGCCUAGUCCUUCAUCCGUGAACUCCCAGGCUGUGCCCUUCUCAGAGACGUUGCCAGCUACGGUUUCUACACAGCAUUCUCCCGUUACCCAGAAUCCCCUGCUAUCUGCCCUGCUAUUCUCUAAGUCUCAGAAGCUUCCUUCUCAGGAGCAGGCUUUUAGUGAACUUCUGUCACUGCCAGACUUACAGUAUUAUCUGGAUGUCUUGGAGUCUGAGGGCUCAAGUUUGCCCUUGGAGGAUAUCACCGAAAUCUGCCACCAUCACCUGCCAGAACCACAGAGGGAAAACCCAACAGAUGAAUUAUGUGGUAUCAGUGAAGUCACACAGAUAAUAUCAGACUCUUAUGAGGUUGCUCAGCCUUUGUCAUGCAUGCCCUCUGACCCAUUAGAAGUCCUAGAAACAUGCAUAGAGACGUUCUCAGAUCCAGGCAAUCUUACACCUUCACCUUCAAACACAAUUUACAGCUGUAGUACCCCUAAGAAUCAAGGAAUUUUAACUAAAUGCCAAACAAACUCAAGCGAUUCAACCCUCAGUGAGUUUUGCCCUGAUAUAAAUACAUAUACCAUCAAUACUAGCACAGUCAGUGAACCAGAACAAUUAAAUGGUGCGCGGGAAAGGAACGCUCCACAAAUGCUAUCACAAUUUGGGGGGCGUCACAUUCUUCUGGGUUUUGAUGACUCUGCUUCUGUUAGCUCUGUGGAUUUAGAGACAUCCCUCUAUGCGGUUGACACCUUAAGCAACGGCCAAUCAGAAAAGGAUGAGCUGGAGAGCAUCCAGUCGGAUUACAGUGAUCUGCUGCCUUUAUCUCUCCACUCUGAGACUGUAGAGGCAGCAAUAUAUGAAAGUGCUAUGUGUGCACAUUCACAACACCAAACUCAAAACGAAUCAACACCUGAAAAUUCACAAAAAGAACCUCAGUCAAAUUUUACAACCGCAAACAGAGCUGCAGGUGUCCGGCGUGCAUGUCGUGACGAACAGAGAGCCCGAGCGUUGGGUUUGCCGAUUAGUGUGCAUGACAUCAUCAACCUGCCCGUGGAAGCGUUUAACGAAGCCAUCGGCUCCUGCAAACUUAACAACGCUCAACAUGCACUCAUUAGAGACAUUCGAAGACGUGGCAAAAAUAAAAUGGCAGCCCAGAGCUGUCGCAAACGAAAGCUGAAUAGUCUCGUUGAUCUCGAAGACGAGAUUGAGGUUCUGAAGAGGGAGAAGGAUAAAAGCAAGGAAGAAAAAGAGAGAAACACUAGAGAUCUUCGUGAGACGAAAGAGAAGCUCAAGAAUCUCUACAAUGAGGUGUUCGGACAGCUGAGAGAUGAGCAUGGAAACUCCUACAGUCCUAAAGAGUACAAACUACAGCACAGCACCGAUGGCACGUUUUACCUGCUGCCGCGUAGCACAGCCAACAAGAAAAAUUCACUGUCCGAGGAUUUAGCUACUGCUGUAUAACACACCUGAAGUACCAUCAGCAGAACUCUUUGGUCUUUGUAACUUGACAUAGCAGUGGCUUUGGAUUCCAGUUGUUGUGGAGUCAUUGGCCCUGUUUACGACAGGCAUUUACAUGCAUCUCUUUUGACCACUUGUGAGCAGAUUUUGUUAAGGGAGGUUGGUCAAAAGAGAUUCAUAAGAGCAUGAAAUCUGCUGUUUUCAGUCAUGCAGUACAGAUACGGAUGCUUGAAUCUCCAAAAUGUUGGCAAUGUUAAAUUUAACUAAGCUAAUUAUUUCAAAUUAGCAAUGACAACUAAGGUAUUAUAAAAUGUACAUCUUUAGCUUGAAUAAUGAGGCUGGUCCAGCUGAUGCAUACUCGGUUCUGUUCAAAACUUGAGAUCUGGAAGAUGUUCAAUAUCUCUCAUGCUCACCAAGAAUGCAGUUAUUAGAUCAAAAAUACAGUAUGAACAGUAAUAUUGUGAAACAGUUUUCUAU